This is a messenger RNA of Lycium ferocissimum, 2962 nucleotides long. RefSeq lists its product as uncharacterized. The record is from RefSeq and is a predicted model, not a curated record. The transcript has 18 exons. Gene Ontology annotation, molecular function: protein binding. Bases 115 to 1551 code for a protein of 478 amino acids. Lineage: Eukaryota; Viridiplantae; Streptophyta; Magnoliopsida; Solanales; Solanaceae.
GACUCAAACUAACCUAUGAAUACCCCUUCGCAGCCAUCAAAGAAACAAAUUGGCUUGGCGGGAAAAUCCACCAGUUUCCUACCAUCUCUUCUCAACUGAACAAAAAGGGGUAUUAUGGACAAAUAUUUGGUUCCUUCAGAUCCUUCUCCCAUAAACCCCAAACCCACUAAGAGGUCGCAAUGGAAGAGAAGUCUAUUGGAAUUGCAUGGAAGAUUUGAUCAGAAGUAUCAGCAUGAUGUUUAUGGGUUACUCAUGCAAUCUUAUUCUGAGGUUAUGGCAUUACCUCAUACUUAUCACAUCAAUGGAGUGCCUUGUCCAACACAUGUGAACUGGUUUCUUGGUGGUGUUGAAAAUCCGUUCGGCGGAGAUGGUAUCUCAGCUUUGGAAUUCGAUAAAAAGGGCAUAUAUCUAGCAUCAGUGACUAAAUCAGGUUGCUUAACUGUGCAUGACUACGAGAGUCUCUGUUGUAAUGGUUCAAAAGAAGAUGAAACAAAGCAGUUGCUGCACAUUUCUACUGGUCAACAACUUGAUGUUGUCCGAUGGAAUGUUUCCAACCAAAAUGAGGUUGCUUGCACAGCUAUGAAAAGUUCAGAAGUACGUAUAUUUGACAUUGGUUAUGUGUCUUCAGAACCUGUUGAAGUGUUAAGGAAAAGGCAUACUAUCUCCGUUCAUGGGUAUAAUGCUCAUAAAGGUUUCACUGAUAUAGCAUUUUGUUCCCAUGAUGACUCAAGGUUACUUGCUUCUGAUGUCUCUGGUGUUAUAAAUAUAUGGGAUAGAAGAGUCAGGGGUCUUCCAUGUCUUGAGCUAGCAACCAAUUCUAGUAGUCCUCUUAACAGUGUCAAAUUGAAUGCAGAUAAUCAGGUUAUUUUUGGAGCUAGCAAGCAGGGAACUAUUUACAUGUGGGAUAUUCGUGGUGGAAGAUCGUCUGCAGCUUUCCAGAAUAACAGAGUGGUAAGUUAUGUUCCUAUAACAGCAGUUAAAUUGGCAUCUGAGCUAGAGAGAAUUGAUUCGUUGAAGGCUCAGUCAAAUAUAGUUUCGAACGAAAUACACUCCAUUGAUAUAAAUCCAUCUUGCCAAUAUCAACUAGCAUUUCAUCUUGACGAUGGUUGGUCAGGCGUUUUGGAUGUUCAUAGUUUGAAAGUCACACAUAUUCAUUGUCCUCCUCCACCUUGGUUGGAUGUCCUUGAUUUGGAUAGCGUACAUUGUUUACGGAAACCUUCAUGGCUGCCAGCAUAUUCGAUUUAUGUGGUUGGAUCAUCGUCAAGCAAAGGGCUUUUCCUUUUGGAUUUCUAUCCAGAUCGUAGCUCCCCUAGCCAUGUGGAUUUCAAUGAGGAGAUGCAAGAGCUUUACGGAGUAAAGAGCCAGCAUAAGCAAAAUCAAUUCAUUCCAACAACUGAAGGUGUUACUGCAUGUAUUGCUCAUCCCUCGAGUGGAACCAUUGUGGUUGGAACCAAGCCGUCAUCGCUUCUGGUCUUUUCACAAACAGGCAAGUCAUUUAAAGGUGCACAUGAUUCUGCUUGCUUUGAAGGCAACCUUAGAAGAACCAGCUAAAUCUCGCUCGCAUGCAUGCUGAUACAUAUCUACCAAACUAGAGUUGUUCAGUGGCACAUUCUAACAAGUGCAGCAGGAAGAUAUUGACGGGGCAUGAGCUUUAGACGAUGUGUAAAGUUUUUAUUAGAGGGCAAGGUUUCAGACCACAUAUCAUUUGGAAGUGUACAAAAUAGUGUAUAGAGGCUGGUAAAGAUUGCUCCGGUUGCUUUAUGUGUGAAUCAUGGAAGAGUCUAUUGUCGGAUCAUAUUAUCUGAUCUGAGUAAUGAUUAACUGAAGUUGAUUACAAACCCAGUUAGAUCCUUCAGCAAGUGCAGGAGGUGAAACAAAUCUAACCUUCAACUUUAUGUUUUGUGGUGGCGUAAGUCGUAAGCAGUGUGUGCAACCGUAUCUACACCGACUGACUUAAAAUUCUGGAUCGUCUUUGACAUUUUACUUCGUAGUUUUCAUGGUAUACUUGGUGAUCAUUCCUUUGCACCUUUAGCAUGCAUAUCCCUUCAUUAUUGUGCUUUAGCAACGGUAUUGCUUGCCUGCAAUUUCGGGCAGUUACACCAUCCACAGUAUUGUCCUGCUUAUCAUGUUAAAGUUAUGGAUCCAUCAGUUUGUCCGGGGGUUAUAGGGUUAUAUGUUGUACAAAUAAUCCAUUUUUUCCCAAAUUAUAUUUUUCUAUUUUGGUGUUUGAGUACCACUUUGACCCAAUUUUUCGGUUGAAAUUGGAAGUGAUUAUCUUUUUAAUGAUGAAACUUUAUAGGAUGUAGGAUAGUACGUGGAGGUUCAUUUAUCCUUCUAUUCUUUCUAAGGCCAAUGCAAAGUGAGUUCAGAACACUUACACGAAAAUAACCUAAGAUUAUGCUUGACUGGCUUUGCAUAGGAAUUCUUUUAGGGGUGAGUUGAAUAUGUUUGGUGGUGUGCUUAGGAUAUUGCAUAAGCGCUGCUGGCUUGUCAAUGGGUUUAGUUUUUACUAUGUAACAUUUCAAGUGGUGAUGGCCCAUACACACACAACACAUAUAUUAGAAAAUUUUAUUUACAUAUAAGAGAAAUGUUUGUGAAGCACAAUUGGAUGACACCCUUUAUAUCGUCUUGCAUUUAGGAUUUCUGAUAGAUUUGACAUAUUUAUGCUUUGCUUUUGACUUGACUACAAAGGAAAGAAAAAAGAAAUGUAACACUAAAAUAAAAAAAGCUAUUUUGCCAUGAUAAAAGAAAUGAAUAGUCAAUUAAUUGAUAAUUUGUUAUUUGAAAACUCAAUAGACUGGUUACAGGGUAUUAAACAUAGCAAUUCAUUGCAAGUCAACAUGACAAGAUGAACUCAAGAAGGUGACAACAGUAGAAUUGUUUAUUUCUGCAUGCUUUUAAGUUAUUUGAAGUAUUUUUUGGGAGUGAAAAGAGAAGAAUGAAAAAAAAAAGAAAAGAAAAA